AUGGCGACUAGCAGCAACAGCAGCAGCAGCAACAAUGCUGGGUCCCGCAGGUCCGGGACGCGACGCGACGCCCAUCGAUCGGCGGUCAGCCUGCACCACACCAGACGACAGUCGGCCAGCGACCGACUGGACGAGAUCCUGGAGAACGCCCGCCAGCGAGCCGACAACAUGGCCGCUGACUCCGCCGCCUCGCCCGGGAACCCAGCCUCGCCCAAUGCCACCGGCCUCAGACGAUCCGGCACGAUGCUCUCGUUCGAGGAACCCUCCGCGCCGGCCGACGAGACGACGGCAUUUCUUCCCCGACCGCAGGGCCCACGGCAAGGCAGCUACUCUUCGAUUACGAAUGACGUGAAUGGAGGGCAUAGAAAGUCCGUGUACCGACGGCCGAGACUAUCACGGCAGCAGAGCGAGGAGGGCACCGACCCCAGUGGCCCUAUAAACGGGGAUCAGGACCAUGUCUCGUUUGAGGAAGUGGCACCGUCUCCGUCAUCGUCUUGGUGGACCAAGGUCACGGCUCCCUUCCGAUCCAUCGAGCUCGAGAACAAGGGCAGCGUAGCGCGGGACCAUCUCGCUCUCGAGCGCACAUUUCUCGCCUGGCUGCGCACCUCGCUAGCCUUUGCGUCCAUCGGCAUCGCCGUCACGCAGCUCUUCCGCCUCAACACCUCGCUCCCGGACUCGGGCUCGCUCAACCAGGACACACUUCGGCAGGUGGGCAAGCCGCUGGGCGCCGCGUUCCUGGGCAUCAGCAUCCUCAUCCUCCUGCUCGGCUACAGGCGCUUCUUCCUUGGGCAGCAGUGGGUUAUCAAGGGCAAGUUUCCCGCGAGCCGGGGCACGGUCAUGCUGUUGGUGCUUGUCACGCUUGCCAUCAUGGUUCUCAGUCUGGUUGUGGUCAUAGUGAUACACCCCAAGGAGGAGUGA
Molecule: messenger RNA, 918 nt
Organism: Emericellopsis cladophorae
Lineage: Eukaryota; Fungi; Ascomycota; Sordariomycetes; Hypocreales; Bionectriaceae
Exons: 3
Coding region: 1-918 (305 amino acids)
Source: RefSeq, a predicted model, not a curated record